Gopherus evgoodei (Goodes thornscrub tortoise) is the source of this 7254-nucleotide messenger RNA. It is a transcript of the gene PNPLA6, whose product is annotated as patatin like phospholipase domain containing 6. The record is from RefSeq and is a predicted model, not a curated record. The coding region runs from base 523 to 3840 and encodes 1105 amino acids. Lineage: Eukaryota; Metazoa; Chordata; Testudines; Testudinidae. The transcript is spliced from 30 exons. Gene Ontology annotation, molecular function: phosphatidylcholine lysophospholipase A1 activity. Gene Ontology annotation, cellular component: endoplasmic reticulum. Gene Ontology annotation, biological process: phosphatidylcholine metabolic process.
CACCGAGCUACGCCUCUGCGCUCACAAGAUGGCGGCCGCAUUCGGGCUGCUCUACGCUAGAGGGGAUCGGCCUGGGAUAGGGCACUUCAGCCACGAGAAUAGCGUAGCUGAAGUCGACAUAUCGUAGGUCGACUUACCUUGUGUCCUCGGGGCGCGCGGUCGACUGCCGCCGCUCUCCCGUCGGCUCCGCUUCCGCCUCGCUGCGGUGGAGGCAGAGCGAUCGGGGAUCGAUUUAUCGCCUCUAUAGUAGACGCGAUACAUCGCUCCCCGUAGAUCGGUCACUGCCCACCGGUCCGGCUCGGCGGGUGGUGUAGACGUACCUUUGACUCGCUUAAGAUGGCGGCCGCAACGGAACUGUCGCGGUGUCAGUGACACAUGGCUGCGCCGCGGGUGCCGGGCGGGAGGCGGUGGAAGAGGGAGAGUUUAAAGGGACCAUGUACUAACCACUGCGGAGACGAGCCGGGCAGGAGGCUGCAGCGCGGCCGCUGAGGCACGUUUCUGGGACCAGGGCCAGCAGCAGACAUGGGGCAGAGUGAGUCCGAGCUUCAGGAUGAGCAGGAGGAUGCAGUGCUCACAGCCGUGCUGCCCAACCUUAAGCUCUUUGUGGAGGAUCAGCUCCAGACCAGCAUGGUGCUGGGUGUCAUGAUUGGUGUUGGUGUUUCCAUGUUGCUCAUCGCCACCUUGAUCCUGGUGCUGGUCCGCAGGCUGCGCCACAAGAAGGUUCAGACUCAGGAGACGCCCAAGUAUCGAUUCCGCAAGCGGGACAAAGUGCUGUUCUACGGGCGCAAGAUCAUGCGCAAGGUGUCCCAAUCUACCUCCUCCCUUGUGGACACAACCAUCUCCAACACCUCCCGGCCCCGCAUGAAGAAGAAACUCAAGAUGUUGAACAUUGCCAAAAAGAUCCUGCGCAUCAAGAAGGAGCUGCCUAUCCUGCAGCUGAAGGAGCCGCCGCCCUCAGUGCUGGAAGCGGAUCUGACUGAGUUUGACGUGGCCAACUCCCACUUGCCGUCCGAGGUGCUGUACAUGCUGAAGAACGUCCGGGUGCUGGGCCAUUUUGAAAAGCCGCUGUUCCUGGAGCUCUGUAAGCACAUGAUCUUCCAGCAGUUCCAACAGGGCGAGUACGUCUUCCGGCCUGGCCAGCCUGACAGCAGCAUCUACGUGGUGCAGGAUGGCAAGCUGGAGCUCUUCCUGACCCAGCAGGACGGGAAGGAGACCCUGGUGAAGGAGGUGUUCCCUGGGGACAGUGUGCACAGCCUGCUCAGCAUUCUUGAUGUCAUCACGGGGCACCAGCGGCCAUACCGGACCGUGUCUGCACGGGCAGGCGAGGAUUCCACAGUGCUGCGGCUGCCGGUCGAGGCCUUCUCUGCCGUCUUUGAGAAGUACCCCGAGAGCCUGGUGCGGGUGGUGCAGAUCAUCAUGGUGCGUCUGCAGCGAGUCACCUUCCUGGCCCUGCACAACUACCUGGGGCUGACCAAUGAACUCUUCAGCCACGAGAUGCAGCCGCUGCGACUCUUCCCCCAGCCCAACCAUGCCUCGCGCACCAGCCCUGUCAGACACAACAAGCGUGUCAUCAGCAUCUCCUCCAUUGAUGACCAUAAGGAGAGCUCUGGGAGGCAGCCAGAUGCCAGCGCCAAGGACCUGGCUGAUCAGCUCAAGCUGGGGUCCCUGGAGCCCUCUUCAGUGCCACUGCUGAGCCGCUGCAUCUCCAUGCCAGUUGAUAUCUCAGGCCUCCAGAAGGGUCCCCGCUCAGACUUCGACAUGGCCUAUGAGCGUGGCAGGAUCUCAGUGUCGCUGCAGGAGGAGAGCACCGGCACCAUGGCCUCUUUCUCCCAGUCUGUCUCCCAGGAGCCCAAGGAGCGCAGGUCAGUGACGGUGGAGGAGCAGUCCCCCGGUACUUAUCACUACAACUACUGCGAGGACGACUCGGCAGGCGGUGCCUGCCCCUUUGGGCCUUACCAGGGCCGCCAGACCAGCGCCAUCUUCGAGGCUGCCAAGCGGGAGCUGGUGAAGCUUAUGAAGAUUGAGGACCCCUCCCUUCUCAACAACCGGGUGCUGCUGCACCACGCCAAGGCUGGGACAGUCAUCGCCCGCCAGGGGGACCAGGACGUCAGCCUUCACUUUGUGCUGUGGGGCUGCCUGCAUGUCUACCAGCGCAUGAUCGACAAGGCGGAGGAUGUGUGCCUCUUCCUGACGCAGCCCGGCGAGAUGGUUGGCCAGCUGGCUGUGCUGACCGGGGAGCCUCUUAUCUUCACCAUCAAGGCCAACCGUGACUGCACCUUCCUCAGGAUCUCCAAGUCGGACUUCUACGAGAUCAUGCGGGAACAGCCCAGUGUGGUGCUGAGUGUCGCCCAUACUGUGGCCGCACGCAUGUCCCCAUUCGUGCGCCAGAUGGACUUUGCCAUCGACUGGAUGGCAGUGGAGGCCGGACGGGCCUUGUACAGGCAGGGUGACAAGUCAGACUGCACCUACAUUGUGCUGAAUGGACGCCUGCGCUCUGUCAUCCAGAAAGGCAAUGGCAAGAAGGAGCUGGUUGGGGAGUACGGUCGUGGUGACCUCAUUGGAGUGGUGGAAGCCCUGACCCGGCAGCCCCGAGCCACCACUGUCCAUGCUGUGAGAGACACAGAGCUGGCCAAACUGCCCGAGGGCACCCUGAACAACAUUAAGCGCAGAUACCCCCAGGUUGUGACCCGCCUGAUCCACUUGCUGAGCCAGAAGAUCCUCGGGAACCUACAGCAGCUGUGCGGGCCCUUCACAGGCUCCAGUCUUGGUGUGGCCUCCAGCUCAGAGCUAACCAACCCAGCCAGUAACCUGUCCACGGUGGCAGUGCUGCCAGUGUGUGACGAUGUGCCCAUGGCAGCCUUCACGCUGGAACUGGAGCAUGCCCUCAACGCCAUAGGUCCCACCCUGCUUCUGACCAGUGACAUCAUCCGAGCACGGCUAGGUGCCUCAGCACUGGACAGCAUCCAAGAAUACCGGCUGUCAGGCUGGCUGGCGCAGCAGGAGGACAUCCACCGCAUUGUGCUGUACCAGACCGACUGCACACUGACGCCCUGGACUGUGCGCUGCAUCCGCCAAGCUGACUGCAUCCUCAUUGUUGGACUGGGGGACCAGGAGCCAGCCCUAGGCAAGCUGGAGCAGAUGCUGGAGAACACUGCCGUGCGUGCCCUGAAGCAGCUGAUUCUGCUGCACCGGGAGGAUGGCCCCAGCCCCUCCCGCACCGUUGAGUGGCUCAACAUGCGCAGCUGGUGCUCAGGACACCUUCACAUCAAGUGCCCACGCCGUGUCUUCUCCCGCCGGAGCCCCAACAAGCUGAGGGAGAUGUACGCGAAGGUCUUUGAGAAGGACGCUGACCGGCACAGCGACUUCUCCCGCCUGGCACGAGUCCUGACUGGCAACAGCAUAGCCUUAGUGCUGGGAGGAGGAGGGGCCAGGGGCUGCUCGCACAUUGGGGUGAUCAAGGCCAUGGAGGAAGCCGGGAUUCCCAUUGACCUGAUUGGGGGCACAUCCAUUGGCUCCUUCAUUGGGGCUCUCUAUGCUGAAGAGCGCAGUGCUGUGCGCACCAAGCAGCGUGCCCGCGAAUGGGCCAAGAGCAUGAACUCCGUGUUUGAGACGGUCCUGGACCUCACCUACCCCAUCACCUCCAUGUUCUCUGGCUCAGCCUUCAACACCAGCAUCAACAAGGUCUUCCAGGACAAGCAGAUUGAGGAUCUGUGGCUCCCCUACUUCAACGUGACAACAGACAUCACAGCCUCGGCCAUGCGGGUCCACAAGGACGUCAUCGGAAGAUCGAUGCUGGUUCCGGGAGUCUCCAGGCCAAACCUAGAGGGUUGGCAACCCUAGCUGAGCAGUGCUUCCCCUCAGGCGCUGAGCCGAUGUCUCCAAGGACAGGAAUCGCCUGCUGUAGAGAGUGCCCCCUAUCCCCCAGAGAGCAGUGCUUGUAACCCCUAGCCCACAUCAGCGGGCAUGGGUCACUCUACUGCCAAGCCAUCCACUAACACAGCGAGGGACUGGGCCGGGCAUGGCCAUCUCGAUGUCUUUGCGCUUUCCCCCUUUACUCUCACACCUGGCAGGGCCCCUCAGCGUCCUGCUCUGCAGCAAAGGAUAGUGUUAGAGGAAAGGGCUGAAAGAAGGGCAGGGGCUGUCAGGGCAGGGCCCCAGAGGUCUAAUUAGGACUGAUGGGCUGAAAUAAAGGUCUCCAUCCCUGCGAGAGAGCCGGGGCAGAAGCUGCCGUUGAUGGCACAGGGAGCGCUUGGGCUCUGCUGCCAGGGCUGUGCUAGAGGCAAAGCCAGGCUCUGGGAAACCCCCUGUAGGGAGCACUGCACCUGAAUUGACUGGGGCCAAACACAAGGGCCGGGGCCUUUCCCUACCCAUGGCUCUGCCCUGGGCAGCAGGAGCUGCUGGCUUUCCUUAACCACCUGGCCUCAGGGCCCAGAAUCUCCAAACAGCCAGAUACCAUUCCUGUCUUUCUGGGGGCAGCAAAGGCCAGCCUGGGCCAGCAGAACCCAGGCCCAAGAUCUGCUGACGCUGCUCCUGGUCAGAGUUGGGGCCCCACAGCAAGUCCCUCCCGCCCAUCCCCACACUCCACUGCCCACUUGGUCAUUGUCUGGCUCCUCCCCAAUUCCCUGCUUGUAACACUUCUGCUACUCACUAACCCCUAACCCCUGGUAACAUCCCCCACUCCUAACUGUGUGGGGAGAACACACGAUGGGGCUAUGGGACACACUAACCUUGCUGCCCCCUGCCCCUCACGCCUGGCCUGAGCAGCCCUCCUGUCAUCUGACACCCUCAUUGGGCCAGCUGGAUGGCAUGUUAGCAGCAGCUGCUCUGAGUCACUGGGCGGAGUUGUGGCAGCAUUCUGCCCUUACACUUGGGUGGUGGUGGUUGGGAGCUCUGGGUGGAAGAGAGGGCCUGCUGUGGGGGUGAGUGGGUGGGUGUGUGGUGAGGUUUGGGCUGAGGUAGACAAGGGGCAAUGUUCUGUCCUUGCACUCAGGUGAUGGUGGUUGGAGGCUCUUGGGGGAGGCAGCUAGAGGGGGGUGCAUGUGGCGGGGCUGGGGCACACAAGGGGUAGCGUUCUGUCCUUGCACUCAUGUGGUGGUGGUUGGGGGAUCCCAGGAGAGGUAGGUGGGGGGGGUGCUGCUGGUUCAAACUCAGUCUCUGCCCUUGGUCCUCAUCUUAUGCCUCAUCUGUCACAGGCGCCUGAUCUCACCUGGGACAUUGAUCCUUCCAUGCCUGUCCACGGGGCGCUCCAGCAGCUGUAACUGCCUGGCUCUCACUCUGCCUGCUUGUCUGUCCUGAUGCCAACUAACCCGCACUCAUCCCUAACUCACUGAGCCUGGGGGACAGGGACAGGGAGAUGGGUUAGGGAGGGGCAGGGCUGGCUCUGCGGUGUGUCUGUGUGAGUGCUCUCUUCCUGGGGAGAUGCCAGGGGAAGGCCUCCCCCCUACCAGGACCCUGCUGUCCUACCCUGGGGUCCUCAGCUGGCAUCCAGAGCCAUCAGCCGAAGCCCUUCCCCCAAAGUCCAUGGAAUGGGGCCUCUGCCUCCUGCAAUGAUUGGGACUCCCUGCACCACCAUCUCAGCAUGUGCCUCAAUCUCCUCCUGGACCUGCAGUGCCCAGCCUGUGCUGCUGCCUCCGGCCCUGGAUAGUUCGGCCCUGGAUAGUUCUGUCCUGGCAUCUGUUGCCCUGGGCUUGCCCCACUCGCCCUUUCUCUGAAUGUUCUGGCCGUGCUGGUUGGGUUACUGCAAGGUUACAGGAGAGCACCCUGCUGGGCUUCCAGCUCUGAGCCGUGGCAGCCCAUUGCCAGGGGAGUUUGGCCCAACCCCACUGCCUUUGGCCCUCCCAUUGCAGUAGGGCACUCCUACAACCGAUCCGGUCUGUGCCUGUUGCCGGGCAGCCUUCUGCCAGCUCCCCACCAGGCUGCUGUAAGGGCACCUAGCUGCUGGAUGCCCAAGGUCUGAGCCCUCAACUUCGGCUCCUUUAGGCAUUCUCUCAGGGUGCUCCCAUCUAUCUAGCCCCUUCUCCUGAGCAUACUGUGACUAUAUAGCCCAUCACCAGCCCCGAGCUCAGUGCUGACCCCUCAGAUUCCCCAGUAACUUAAAUGCCCUCUCCCAAGCCCCUCCGAAAAGGUGAGCUGCUGGGUCCCCUCUUCCAGGGCCCUGGGCUAGGUGUAGCAUAGAGCACAGGCCCUCUGCACAGCCGUGUGACACUAGUGCUCUUUACCUAAGUAUUAGAAACACCCUGGAGAUACAGAUCCUAUAGAAAACACCACCCUCCUGAGCACAGGUUCACUCACUUGCUCUCGUGUCCCAGGCAGUCCUUGGAGGCACCAGGGAGGCAGGGUCCCCUCUCCGAAUCUGGCUCCCUCAGCAGCUUCCCUUACCUUGAGCUGUUGAAAAAGGGGCCGAAGACCUGCAGAGGCUGACCAGGGAGUUGCCUGGCAGGGGCUGGAAGCAGCUUUACCAGAACCUCCGGUAAAGCUGCUUCCAGCCCCUGCCAGGCAACUCCCUGGUCAGCCUCUGCAGGUGACCAGAAUCCUCCCUCGUGGUGUUGCCAAGCAAACCAGUUUCUGGCGGAUGGGGUCGGGGAGCCAGAGUCUUGGCUGGGUGUUUAUAGCCCAGUGAAGGCCCAGUGAAGAGCUCUGUCUGCGAUGGAGGCUGCAGGCUGAGGCAAAGUCGUGCAAAGAGCUCCUGACAGCCAACUGCAUUCAUAGUGUGCACAGCCUCAUUCUCUAGCUGGCCUGGCCCCAGGGUCUAGCAGCCCCUUGAGUGCUGGUCACAACAUGCCUGUGUGCCUGUUGCCGGGCAGCCUUCUGCCAGCAAGCACACAGCAGCGUCUUGUUGGGCCAGGGCCUGGCACUGCCCCAUGGCAGGGAGAGCCAGCAGGGCGUUGGGGUAGGUAGAAUAGCCCAGCCCAGUUGUCAGUGUAGCCACCACUAGCUGGAGUAGGCUGAGGGGGAUGGGUUUUCAGGGAAUUGGUCCCUCCUUUGGUGGUGGGGGGGUGGAUUUCUGGGUAUGUCACAAGGGCCUGUCCCUGUAUUAGGCUGGGGGUGGCAGGGGACACCUGUUCCCACACCCAGCCUGACUCCUAGCACAGACUGCCCCGUGUCUGAGCCGCUGUGCCCUCUCCCUGCCAGGCUGGAGAGACCUCCUAGCACCCAUGCUCUAGCGGGCAGCUGGAUUUCUAAAGCUUCUGUCAUGUCAUUUCCUGUUUUCUCUCCAUCUGUGCUGUCCCCAUCCCCUGUGACUGUCUCCUCUCC